Brassica napus (rape) is the source of this 1259-nucleotide messenger RNA. RefSeq names its product probable transcription factor At1g11510. NCBI's taxonomy places the organism in Eukaryota, Viridiplantae, Streptophyta, Magnoliopsida, Brassicales, Brassicaceae. The record is from RefSeq and is a predicted model, not a curated record. The transcript has a single exon. The coding region runs from base 26 to 1096 and encodes 356 amino acids. Gene Ontology annotation, cellular component: nucleus. Gene Ontology annotation, biological process: regulation of DNA-templated transcription.
AAGACAAAAACCCUAAAGAGUUUUGAUGUCAGGGAAACGUUUCAAUCCGUUGGAAGACCCGCCGAGUGCAUCAUCUAGCGACGAAGAUGACCAAGUAAAGACGACUUCACUCGCACGAAACUCUUCUUCGGAAGAAGAAACUGAUGAUGAGUCAUCCUUGAAGUCUGCUCCGGAGAAGCAUCAAGCUUCCGAUUCCGAAUCUGGGUCUGAUGAGAAGAAUCCAGGAACGAAGGAUUCAGCUGUGGUGAAGAAGAAUCAUGAUUCCAAAAAGGUGAAACCUUUAACAAAGAAGCGUUCUUUGAGUGAGAGAGAUGGAGCAGCCUCGAAGGAGGCCAAGAAGACCUAUUUCCAGCGAGUUUGGAGUGAGGAAGAUGAGAUUGCUGUUUUACAAGGUCUUAUUGAUUACAGAAACCAUACCGGGGCCAGUCCUUAUGAUGACACAAACGCGUUUUAUCUGUCUGUGAAGAAAUCUAUUAGCUUUGAUGUUAGUAAAAUCCAAGUCAUAAAGAAGAUUUGGGGUUUGAAGACUAAGUAUGAGAACAAUCUUGGCAAAGGGGAGCUGACAUUUUCUAAACCUCAUGAUCUCAAGGCCUUUGAUUUGUCCAAGUUUGUUUGGGGAGCUGAUGGGGCGGCUUUGGAUUCAGCUGUCAAGUCCAAUGGGAAGUCCAAGAAGAGCAGUAAGUCUAAAGUCGAGCCCGAGAAGGUGGCUUUGGAUUCAGCUAAUGGGAAGUCGAAGAAGAGCAGUAAGUCGUCGUCGAAGAAGGUUGAGCCUGAGAAGCAAGAGCUAGCUUCUUCUUCUUCGCCCAAUGGUAAAAGCUGUGAAGAAGAGGCGAUGACUAAUAAAGGAGAAGCAUCGAGUGUUGUGGAAGUGGAUGCGUUUGAUAAGUCUGUUCUUGUUAAGGCACUAGCGCGUUUUGGUGUGGAUGAUCUUUCUGCUCAGCGAGGUUGGAGUAGGCUUGCCUUAGAGGAUAAGAAGAGAUUCGAGGAGGAGUGGAAAGUGUUGCAGCUUAGGGAGCUUGAGUUUUAUUCCAAGAAGAGUGGUUUCAUUCAUGAGGUGAUUACAAAGAUGGCUGAAUCAUUUCCACCAAACCCUUAAAGACAUAUAUGUUUUUGGUUCUGUCUCUUUUGCAUUGAACUCUGGCCUUUUUGUGUUUUUGUUCUUUCUAUUGAUUCUUUAAGAGUUCAUUUUGGAAUAUUUGCGGAUUUAUUAAUAUCAAUGAUUCAAGUUCUUAACUAAAAGUGAAGCUAUUUAAAUGUUA